CUCUCUUUAACUUUGGUUUUGUGGUUGAAAAAGGGCGGAAUUUUUGGAACUCCAAUUCACCCCCCUCUUGGAGUACAUUGAGUCAACAAUUGGUAUCAGAGCAAGGGCUCCAAUUUGAAGGUUUAACCACCUAGGAGUUGAUCGGGAAUUGCUCAAUUUCUAUCUUCUCAACCACUUGAAGGUUUGUCUACCACUAAGCCUCCUUUCUUUGAUGGUACUAAUUAUAAUUAUUGGAAGAAUAGGAUGAAGGUCUUCAUGCUUGCAAAUGUGCCCAAGGCAUGGGUUGUGACUAUGAAAGGUCCAUAUGUAGCUAUGAAAAUUGUUGGAGAAAGAGAGGUGCCAAAGGAAGAAAUUGAUUGGAAUGAUGAAGACUUGGAGAAGAUCAAGAUCAACAACAAAGCAAUUAGUAUGCUUCAAUGUGCUCUCAAUCCAACGGAAUAUCAUAGAGUCUUCGGGCAUGAUACGGCUAAGGAGAUGUGGGACAUGCUAGAAGUCACACAUGAAGGAACAAGCCAAGUAAAGGAGUCAAAAAUCAAUAGACUCAUUUGCAUGUAUGAGCUUUUCAAGAUGAAACCGGAGGAAAGCAUUCAAGAUAUGUUCUUAGAAACUUGCCUUAAGAGUUGGGAAGCCAAGAAGACAGCAAUUGAAGAAUCUAAGGAUCUCAACACUCUCAAGCUUGAAGAUCUCAUUGGUAAAUUGAUGACAUAUGAGAUAGAAGUUCAAGGUGAUGGUGGAGUUGAAAUAGUUGAGAAGAAGAAGAAGGAUGUUGCAUUCAAGGUGUGCCUUGUGAGCAAAAUGAAGAACCAAUGGUAUCUAGAUAGUGGAUGCUCGAGGCACAUGACGGGUGAUCCUUCACAAUUCUCAUCACUCAUGCCCUUGGAUGGUGGAACUGUGACCUUUGGUGACAAUGGGAAAGGAAUUGUGAAAGGAAUUGGUAAAAUUGGUAACAAAUCUAUUUCUUUUGAUGAUGUUUGAACUCCUCAACAAAAUGGGGUGGUUGAACGGAAAAAUCGUACUAUUGAGGAAAUGGCAAGGACUAUGAUUUGUGAUAAUGAUUUGCCAAAAUCCUUUUGGGCUGAAGCCGUUGCAACCUCUUGUUAUUUGUUGAAUAGAGUUAUGGUGAGGCCUAUUCUCAAUAAAACCCCCUAUGAAAUUUACAAAGGAAGAAAACCUAAGAUUUCCUACUUUAGAGCUUUUGGUUGUAAAUGCUUUGUCUUGAACAAUGGAAAGGACUCUCUUGGAAAAUUUGAUUCUAAAAGUGAUGAAGGCAUCUUUGUUGAAUACUCUACUUCUAGUAAAGCUUAUCGUGUGUAUAAUAAACGUACUAAAGUUGUUGAGGAAUCUAUUCAUGUGGUAUUUGAUAAGACUAACCCUAUUUGCUCUAUAAAGUCUUGUAAUGAUGAUGAUGUGGAUGCCAUUGGAGAACAAAUAAAAGAUAUAAAUCUCAAGGAGGACAACACCAAGGAAGCUCAAGAUGAGAAGAAUGAGGAGGACAAACAUGAAGAAGUGCAACAAACACAUGAGCUAAGAGAACCAACUUUCCCAAGAGAAAGAUCCUAUGUCAAAGGUAAUGAAAUUCUUGGGGAUCCAUCAAAAGGGGUAACUACUAGAUCUCAUGCUCAUAAUACUUGUGCUUUCAUUGCCUUUAUAUCUCAAAUUGAACCAAAUAAUCUUGAUGAUAGUUUAAAUGAUCCUAAUUGGGUGAUGGCUAUGCAAGAAGAAUUAGCUCAAUUUGAAAGAAAUAAGGCAAGACUAGUUGCUAAAGGCUAUUGUCAAGAGGAAGCAAUUGAUUUUGAUGAGACUUUUGCCCCGGUAGCUAGACUUGAAGCAAUUAGAAUGUUAUUGGCUUUUGCAUGUUUUAAAGGUUUUACACUUUAUCAACUGGAUGUUAAAAGUGCUUUUCUAAAUGGUUAUAUUCAAGAAGAGGUUUAUGUUGAGCAACCUCCUGGUUUUGAAGAUCUAUCUUAUCCAAACCAUGUUUAUAAACUUUCAAAGGCUUUCUAUGGCUUAAAACAAGCUCCUAGAGCUUGGUAUGAAAGAUUAAGUAGUUUUUUGCUUGCAAAUGGUAUUUCUAGAGGAAGAGUUGAUACCACCUUGUUUGUGCAAAACAAAGGCCAAGAUAUACUAAUGGUCCAAAUCUAUGUUGAUGAUAUUGUGUUUGGUGCUACUAAUGAUUUUCUUUGUCAAGAGUUUUCCAAAGCUAUGCAAGGUGAAUUUGAAAUAAGCAUGAUGGGUGAGCUCAACUUCUUCUUGGGACUUCAAAUCAAACAAUCCAAAGAAGGCAUCUUCAUCAACCAAAGCAAGUAUACAAAGGAAAUGCUUAAGAACUUUGGCAUGGAGACUUGUAAGCCAAUAGCUACUCCUAUGAGCACUUUAAUUAAUCUAGACAAGGAUGAAGGAGGUUGUCCUAAAGAGUCACACUUAAUUGCGGUUAAAAGAGUCUUUAGAUACCUAAAGGAUACUCCCAACCUUGGUUUAUGGUAUCCUAAGGGUUCUUCCUUAGACUUACAUUCAUAUUUGGAUGCAGACUAUCUCUCGAAAUCCCCCCUCCAAGCCGCCAACACCAGCUUUGAAAAAUUGGUGAGAAAGCUUGGAAUUUCUCCUUCUUUCUUGUCCAAGAACCUAAUUUGGAACCCAGAAAUCUUUCCCCCUUGCUGGAAAUUCCAGAUCUACCUUGCUCUGCUUGUCUUCACCGCCGGCUGCUAUGUGGAUCCGUGAGUUUCUCGCCUGCACUUGCCGCCGGCUUCUCCCCUUGCCAAGUCCAGUUCUGCAACUGGAAAAUUUAUGGUAGAUUGGCUUCUCUAAUUCUCGAAAAUUGGUUGAUUAGUGGCUGCUUUGUGAUGUCUGAAUUUGGCUAGAAAAUGGGGAUGAAAUUGAUAGUAAUUAGACCAUGAUUUAGCUUGAUUCAAGUGGAAUUUAUAUGAUUGAGUGUUAAUGGACUGCUAUGUGAUUUUGGAGAAAAUCCCGUGAGAUUAGCUAGUGUUUUGGCCAAUUUGUGGGAGUGGAGUUACUGUUCACGUCGGGGUACUGUUCACGGUACUGUUCACCGAAACUGUUCGCACCCCGAGGGCCAACAUUUAACGGGAAUUUAAAUGAUUAGUUUGUGAUAUGAGAACGAAUUUGGAGAUAUUUGAUCAUGUGGAAAGUGAUAGAAAUAGCAUUGUGAUUAGGAAUGAUCCUAAUGAUGAUUUCAGCUUGAAUUUGUGAUAGUCUUGUAUUAAUUCUGAGGUGUUUUGAUUAGGUUCCCGAUCAUUCUGUCAGUUAGUGCAUGAAUUGAGUGCUCAGUUUUAUGCAAGUGCGGUAAGUAAAUUAUGGUAAUGCCC
Rubroshorea leprosula is the source of this 3323-nucleotide messenger RNA. The record is from the annotation of a GenBank genome assembly. NCBI's taxonomy places the organism in Eukaryota, Viridiplantae, Streptophyta, Magnoliopsida, Malvales, Dipterocarpaceae.